Mizuhopecten yessoensis (Yesso scallop) is the source of this 753-nucleotide messenger RNA. RefSeq lists its product as uncharacterized. Lineage: Eukaryota; Metazoa; Mollusca; Bivalvia; Pectinida; Pectinidae. The annotation marks the transcript as partial. The record is from RefSeq and is a predicted model, not a curated record. The transcript has 3 exons.
GGAACUGACAAAGCUCACCUGUCAUGGCUUGGCUUCACGUUCGACCCAGAGGGUAAAAAACAGAGGUAUAGCUGGAUCGACGGAUCGCUCUCUGACUAUUUGGAUAAAGAUAUGCCUGAUACUGAUUUACCCUUGUGUGGAACUAUUAAGGGAACUGGAGAACGUCAGUUUUGGGACUGUGAGGAACGCAUGUCCGCAUUCAUAUGCAAAAAAUCACUUCAGAUGGCCUAUGUUGUCAGCGAAGUUUUCAAUACCAGUUACGUCAACAUGUACAGAUCCGAAGAUCCCGAAAGAAUGCUGUUCGAACGUGUUUGGCCACCGAAGCUCGAGGAGGUUCCCAAACAUCUGACACGAAUAGCUACUGCACAGGUGUCGCAGGAAACAGAUUGUGCUAACCGUUGUUUCCACGUGGAUGAUUGUCGUGGGUUUAUGUUGACUUGCUUAUCUGCCUGGAAAUGUAAUCAGUUUUCGUGUGAUCUUUAUCAGCCAGCAAAUAACUAAAUAUGGACCUUUGUGCAAUUCAAUGCUCAACUAUCCGUCCAUCUUAAAUGCGGGGCCGAUGUGACAAAAUGGCGGUUUAUUUUGUCUUGUAAAGUAACAGAAACGAAGUUCGAAUCCGUUAAACUUCUUGCCAAGUAUUUGUUAACUGAUUUUGUUAUAUCUCUUAAUCGAUAAACUAAGACAAAAAUGUGUACUAGCACUCUUCGCUCUGGUAUUUGUUAUUUACAUCUUUGUUCAAGUAAACAUCCUAAU